UCAUCUAGCUGUCACCCACAUCCUCCAUUGUUGGUAUAAAAGGUAAAUAAAAAACACAACCAAAAGAGAAAAUAUGAAAGAAGGAAUAUACUGAAUCAAAAUCCUUCUUCAAAUAUUACACCAAAUAGCCAUGUCUGAAAAUCUUUCCAAUUAUGGCACACUUCCAACAUCCACGUCACCAACACCACCCCCACCGACCACCCAUUCGGCCAGAAAACCACCUCGUCCACCUCUACCACCACUCCGACCACCACCACCACCACCACCACCACCCCCAUCCAGAUCCGAAACACCCACGCGCCGUCCAUGGCGCGUGUUCUUCGAUUACACCCUCAUUUCCCUUCCUUACAACUACACCGAAGCCAUGACGCGCGUGAGACGCAACCUUAACUACUUUCGCGUAAAUUACGCUAUGGUAAUCCUCGUUAUCCUCUUCAUCAGCCUUGUUUACCAUCCAAUCUCAAUGAUCGUGUUCUUGGCUGUUUGUAUAGCUUGGUUAUACUAUUUCCGUGAAGAACCAAUCAUAAUUAUGGGUACCCAAUUGGAUGAUCGUCUUGUUUUGGUUGGUUUAGGGUUGGUUACUGUCAUCGCCUUAGCGUUUACUCAUGUGGGGGUUAAUGUUUUGGUCGCUUUGAUUAUUGGGUUUCUUGUUUUGGGCCUACAUGGGGCUUUAAGAGGAACUGAGGAUUUGUUCUUGGAUGAAAAUGAGGCUGCUGAAGGUGGGUUGCUUUCGGUUGUAAGUGAAGAACAAAUCAGGUCUAGUUAUAGGUAGUGUAUUAAUGAUAUGGGAAAUUUGAAAGAAGGGGUUUUUAUAAUUGUUCUUGGAUUACAUUGGGUGAAAUGGGGGUGAUGAGUUUGAGUGAAGGAACAUUUCUAAUUUUAGAGCAGAUUUGUUGCUUGGAGGUGUUUGCCUACAUAGAUAGUCGAAAAGUGGCACUGUACCUCUUUUGGCGACUGUUCUGGACUUCUGUUGAUACCACACCUCAUUUCCUGGACUCUCCAACAGUAUCAUGUCUCUGCCGUCCAUCCAUUCUUCUGGCCAUUUUCCCAGCAACUUGGUCGACGAGCUGCAACUUACGGAUUUGUCUAGCUUCCAUGAUUAUCUGUUUUCUAUAUUUUAGAAGUAAAUUGUAGUUAGUUUGCAGGGAUGAAUGGAGAAGGAAAUCAUCAUUGGUUCUACCUCCUAUUUCUCCUGAAGUAUAGAUCUUUUUCCCGAAGGAUUAGAAAAAAUGGACAUUGAUUUUAAAGGAAAGUAUCAAAAGAUUAGAAAUGUUAAAAUUUUAAGUUAGAUAUCGUCCCAUGUUUGGCAAGUAUUAAACUUGUAUAGCAUAUUUGUAUUUGACAUCAAUAAAUAGGUAUGCCUUGUAUUUAUCAAAUUAUCAAGUCGUCAAUGCUAUGUACAUCUUAAUUUUUCACAGCUACGUUAGCUGAUGGAAGUGUACCAACAGAUAGUUUAUGUUCAAGCAUGUAUUAUAUUCUCUGGUGAAUGCAAAUACGCUCUUUCAAGGAUCUGGCAA
Molecule: messenger RNA, 1517 nt
Organism: Lycium barbarum (goji berry)
Lineage: Eukaryota; Viridiplantae; Streptophyta; Magnoliopsida; Solanales; Solanaceae
Product: PRA1 family protein F2-like
Exons: 2
Coding region: 131-772 (213 amino acids)
Biological process (GO): vesicle-mediated transport
Cellular component (GO): endoplasmic reticulum; Golgi apparatus
Source: RefSeq, a predicted model, not a curated record